Messenger RNA from Manihot esculenta (cassava), 1301 nucleotides. RefSeq names its product probable aldo-keto reductase 2. The record is from RefSeq and is a predicted model, not a curated record. Lineage: Eukaryota; Viridiplantae; Streptophyta; Magnoliopsida; Malpighiales; Euphorbiaceae. The coding region runs from base 112 to 1146 and encodes 344 amino acids. Gene Ontology annotation, cellular component: cytoplasm. The transcript is spliced from 5 exons.
CAUCCAUAUAUGGAGAAAAGGGAGAGUGAACUUCACCUUCACAAGACAUUUGGAUUUUGGUUCCUUCUUCUCCUUUCUUCUCACUGGUCAGAGAGAGCAUUUUGAUUAGAAAUGGCAGGAGCAGCAGUGAAGAGGAUAAAGCUAGGAUCACAAGGGCUGGAGGUAUCAGCACAGGGACUAGGGUGCAUGAGCAUGUCAGCCUUCUAUGGCCCUCCAAAGCCUGAAUCCGAUAUGAUUGCUCUCAUUCACCACGCCAUCAACACCGGCGUCACUUUCUUUGAUACCUCCGACGUCUAUGGACCUCAUACCAAUGAGAUUCUUCUGGGCAAGGCGCUUAAAGGAGAUAUAAGGAAGAAAGUGGAAUUGGCUACCAAAUUUGCCAUCAACUUGAAGGAUGGGAAGAGGGAGAUUAGAGGGGAUCCUGCCUAUGUGAGAGCUGCUUGUGAAGCUAGCUUGAAGCGCCUUGAUGUUGAUUGUAUUGAUCUCUAUUACCAACAUCGCGUUGAUACCUCUGUUCCCAUUGAAGUCACGGUGGGCGAGCUCAAGAAACUAGUUGAAGAGGGUAAAAUAAAGUAUAUAGGUCUGUCUGAGGCUUCUGCCUCAACAAUCAGACGAGCUCAUGCUGUUCACCCGAUAACAGCAGUGCAGCUGGAGUGGUCUUUGUGGUCUAGGGAUGUGGAAGAAGAGAUUGUUCCUACUUGCAGAGAACUUGGCAUUGGCAUUGUUGCAUACAGCCCUCUGGGGCGAGGAUUCUUUUCAUCUGGGCCUAAGCUGGUUGAAACCCUUUCAGAGGGUGACUUUCGCAAGUAUCUACCUAGGUUCCAACCUGAAAAUCUGGAACACAAUAAACACCUUUUCGAGCGGGUUAACGAAAUUGCAGCAAGGAAACAAUGCACUCCAUCACAGCUAGCACUAGCCUGGGUGCAUCACCAAGGAGAUGAUGUAUGUCCCAUUCCUGGAACCACCAAGAUAGAAAAUUUCAACCAGAAUAUUGGAGCUCUGUCUGUGAAACUCACACCAGAAGACAUGGCUGAGCUUGAAUCCAUUGCAUCAGCAAGUGCUGUUAAAGGUGGUAGAUAUGGGAGCGACAUGGGUACAUACAAAGAUUCUGACACUCCACCGCUGUCUUCAUGGAAAGCUGUGUAGAGGCAAGCUCUUCUGCACUUCAUCAUCUUUUGUAUUUCAGGGCUGUCUUUGCAUCUGGAGAGUGCAUAUCUCUAUUAUUAUGGUGUAAUUCGAUUUGGAGAACACAUUCCUGUUUUGGCUUCGCUUGUAAUAAAAAUCUAUAUUCCCAUCUUCAA